Messenger RNA from Malurus melanocephalus (red-backed fairy wren), 1506 nucleotides. Its product is annotated as 1-acyl-sn-glycerol-3-phosphate acyltransferase alpha-like. Gene Ontology annotation, molecular function: 1-acylglycerol-3-phosphate O-acyltransferase activity. Lineage: Eukaryota; Metazoa; Chordata; Aves; Passeriformes; Maluridae. Gene Ontology annotation, biological process: phosphatidic acid biosynthetic process. Gene Ontology annotation, cellular component: membrane; endoplasmic reticulum. The record is from RefSeq and is a predicted model, not a curated record.
AGGGAGCACAGCCCGGCUCAAGCCUGGCUCCCAAACCUCAUUCCAGCUUUGCACCACCCACACGGAGCUGAUGGAGGGAGUCUCACCUCUGCUCUACAUCACCGGCUGCUCGGACUCCUUCACUGCUCUGCUCAACACGCUCCGGACUGGAAGGAUGGAGCUUUUCCUGCUUCACUACCCCUUUACCUGUCUGUUCAUCGCCUUUCUAGUCCUCUACCAGCUGAAACCUGCGUUCAGAUUCUUCUGCAAGAUGACCUUCUAUAAGUUGUGGCUCUUCACCAUAGGCAUCGGGGUUACCAUCCUCAGUAUUCCUCGUGGACGUAACGUAGAGAACAUGAUGUAUAUUCGCACACUGGUCCUGCCACUCAAAUACAUCUUUGGCAUUCAGAUAGUGGUGAAGGGCAAGGAGAACCUCAGGACUAAGAAACCUUAUGUCCUGGUGCUGAAUCACCAGACCUCCCUUGACAUCAUGGUGAUGCUGGAGAUAUUGCCGAGGCGCUGCGUGCCCAUCGCCAAGAAGGAGAUUCUGUACAUGGGCACCUUCGGCCUGGCCUGCUGGCUCGCGGGGGUCAUCUUCAUCGACCGCAAGAGGAGGGAGGAGUCCAUCAGCACCCUGACAGAGGUGGCACAGUCCCUGCACAAGGACAACCUCCGUGUCUUGAUCUUCCCUGAAGGAACUCGCAACCAUGGUGACUCCAUGCUGCCCUUCAAACGUGGGGCCUUCCUGCUGGCUGUGAAAGCCCAGGUCCCCAUUAUUCCUGUCGUGCUGUCUUCCUACAGCAACUUCUACAACCAGAAGGAGAAGAGAUUUACACCAGGAAAGAUGAUCAUCCAGAUCCUUCCAGAAGUGGAGACGCUCGGGCUGGGCCCUGAUGAUGUUCCCAAGCUGACGGCGCAGAUCCGUGACUCCAUGGUCUCCACCUACCAGGGGAUAUCGGGAAUGGCCAACGGAGCUUCCCAUUAGCAAUUCCAUCUGCCAGCUCCAGCUCUGUGCCACAGCUGAGGGGAGGCCAUGGCAGCCACGGGAAGGUCUGGCAGCAGAGACAGCUGUGGACUGCAGCACUGACACACUGGAGACAGGCAAAACAUCCACCAAGGAGAGAAGCUUCCAAGGGGAAUGUUGCACAUUCCUCCCAGAGAACUGUGCCACCCAUGGGGACAGACACAUGGUGGGCAGCUGGACAUUUCUGUGUCAUCACAACCCUGGGAACGUGUCUCCAGCUGGAGCCCAGGCUGAGCUGGGCCCUUCCUGUGAUCAUCGCUGCUUGCUUUUAUUCAUCUUUUGCUGUUCAGAGCCAACAAGGUGGAGGCCUUGAUCCCAAGCCUGUGAUCAUCCUGCCAGGGAAGUGGCUGCCUUGGGGUUUGAGGGCUUCCACAUUCCCCUAAAACACAGGAGAAGGCACUGUUUCCUUCCUCUUCCAUGGGGAGGAUUUGGGAGGUACCUCUGCCACAAGAGAAACUAAGAGCUUUGGGAGAGGGGAAUUAAAGACCUUACGUGUGUCUGCA